Empidonax traillii (willow flycatcher) is the source of this 1878-nucleotide messenger RNA. It is a transcript of the gene TWF1, whose product is annotated as twinfilin actin binding protein 1. NCBI's taxonomy places the organism in Eukaryota, Metazoa, Chordata, Aves, Passeriformes, Tyrannidae. Gene Ontology annotation, biological process: positive regulation of neuron projection development; actin filament depolymerization; regulation of lamellipodium assembly. The record is from RefSeq and is a predicted model, not a curated record. The transcript is spliced from 9 exons. Gene Ontology annotation, cellular component: actin filament; cytoplasm; myofibril. Gene Ontology annotation, molecular function: actin monomer binding; actin filament binding. The coding region runs from base 120 to 1175 and encodes 351 amino acids.
ACCCCUCAGGGUCGAGCCCAGAGCUCCGUCCCCAGUCAGGCGGAGCCCGCAGGGUUUAUCCACACGGCGAACUGCCCCUGUCCUUCCCCUUGGAAAGUGUUCCCUGCAGAGCCCCGUGAAUGGCGGGGAGGGCCACCCUAGCCUCAGCUAGUGGAAGUGUUAAAGACAUCUUUGUUGGUGCAAGAAAUGGACAAUAUAGGCUUUUAAAAAUAGUCAUUGACAAUGAGCAGCUUGUUGUGGGAUCCUCUAGACGGCCAGUUGGAUCAUGGGAAAAGGAUUACGAUUGCUUUGUCCUUCCCCUUCUUGAAGACAAGCAACCAUGUUAUAUAUUAUACAGAUUAGAUUCUCAGAAUGCUCAAGGAUAUGAAUGGAUCUUCAUUGCAUGGUCACCUGAUCAUUCUCCUGUUCGUCAAAAAAUGUUAUAUGCAGCAACCCGAGCAACACUUAAGAAAGAAUUUGGAGGUGGUCACAUUAAGGAUGAAGUAUUUGGAACGGUACAGGAUGAUGUUUCUCUGAAUGGAUAUAAAAAAUAUUUGAUAUCACAAUCCUCCCCUGCACCUUUGACUGCAGCAGAAGAGGAACUUCGACAAAUUAAGAUUAACGAGGUACAGGCAGACGUUGGUGUAGAUACCAAGCAUCAAACAUUGCAAGGAGUAGCAUUCCCCAUUGCUAAAGAAGCUAUUCAGGCUUUGGAGAAAUUGAAAAAUAAGAAACUCAAUUAUGUACAGCUGCAAAUUGAUAUGAAAAAUGAAACUAUUAUUUUGGCCAACACACUUGAUACUGAACUUAAGGACUUGCCAAAAAGAGUUCCAAAGGAUGCUGCACGUUACCACUUUUUCCUGUAUAAGCACACACAUGAAGGAGACUAUUUGGAAUCCAUAAUUUUCAUCUACUCUAUGCCAGGGUAUACCUGUAGUAUACGAGAACGAAUGCUCUACUCUAGUUGCAAAAGUCCACUGUUAGAAAUUGUAGAAACACAGUUGGGGAUGCAGAUAAUUAGAAAGAUUGAAAUUGAUAAUGGUGAUGAGUUAACUGCUGACUUUCUUUAUGAAGAGGUUCAUCCAAAACAACAUGCUUACAAACAGAGUUUUGCUAAACCAAAAGGUCCUGCGGGGAAGAGGGGAAUACGAAGACUGAUCAGAGGUCCAGCAGAGACCGAAACGCCUAGUGAUUAGAAACUGUUGUUUAUAUUUGUUAAACUAUUACAGUAGGAAACUAAAUUCUGUCUUUUGGUAAUGAACUGAAAUCAUUCCAUUCAUAGAUUCUAGUGGAAAAAAAGGCUCUUUUUAUUCUUCUCUUUUCUGACCUCAACACUUUUUAUAUUGUUACAUGAUUAUAUUUGUUGACCAUGUUUUAUGACAUGUAGAAGAGCUACUUACUUUAGAACUAGAAAGGUGAAACUAAGCUAGUACCUCUUUAUUUUAAUUUAGAAUCCAUUAUUUAAUAGUUGUACAUGUGAUCAUAAACUUUACAGACAUAAGACUAUGAAAUCCAUGUAUUCUAUGGGCAAGUUGCAGCCGUUUUCUUAUGCAUAGCCUAUUGAAACAUGGAAGACUUUCCAUGUGAGAUGACAAUUGUCCCAAUUAAAUCUUUAAUUGACAUUGUCCCAAUUAAAUCUUUAUUUUUCCUUAUAGCACUUAUGGAAAAUAGUACAAUAGAAGGUUUUCCUCUGAUUUUGACAGGAUGUAUUGUUGGGUUUUGUUGUUGUUUGGUUUGGUUUUGUUCGGUUUUUUUUCUUGUAAUGGAAAAGAUAAAAAUCAGUUUCACAUUAAAUUAAUUAAAGUAUUCAGGAAUAGCUUGGAUAUUUUCCUACCCAAAAGCUUGGUCAUGUCAAAUUUAUAACUAAUUUAAUGGAAUUGUCUUUUAAGGAAAUCUGAC